GAUGGCCAUCAGCUGUGGGUCUGGAUGUUGAAUUCUGUGUUGAUAGGCGUCCGUCGAUGUAGGUAAACAAUGGCCGCAGAAAAUGUAGGGGAUUCAGCCGCAGACAAGCGACACGUUUAUAAGACAGCAGAAUCGCUUUAUAAACUCGGUGUAGCUGCUGUUGUAAAUAAUUAUUCUACUUUUAAAGAUGAAAUACGUUCAUUGCCUGCCAGCCUUCUGUUUGAUUUAUAUUACAAGUUAUACCAAGAUCAAACACUCUGUUUACUGAAUCUCGAGUUCACGGAUAUCGAUGUGUUUUCAACAAUGUUAAAAGUUUCGAAUAAAAGACUGCAGCUGCUAAGAAGUUUCCAGGCUCUGAUGGACCACAGUAGGAGGAUUACAAAAGACUUAACUUCUGCCUAUAUCCGUAAAUGUAACAGUGUCCAGUUAGAUCCUUCAUCUCGGGAAAAUGUGAUUGAUCUAGGUCUCAGAUUAGGUAACUUCCUUGGUGAUGCGGGAUGGUAUGCUGAGAGUGAAAAAGUGCUGGUAACCUGUAGAGACAUUUGUUAUAUGUCUGAUGGGUCUAUUUAUUGCAUCCAGAAACUGCUGGAAUGUUGUCACAAAUUACUUCAUACGCAAGCAGCUUUUUACAAUUUUGAUGGCGCAGAGCAGACGUUUCAACUUGCUUACAGUUUAGUCCAAGAGCUAAGAAAGACAGAUAACACCACAAAUCUUGCAGGAUUAUUUACGGAGUUUUCUGUCUUGUAUUUCUCAAGAAGUGAAUAUGCUGAGGCAUAUCGGUGGAGCAUAGACGCAUUACAUCAGGCAGCAUGUGGUGUUCCCGUUCACGUAAUAGUUGAUGUGCUGCGGCAGGUUGCGAAAUCUUGUGUUGUGAAACGAGAAUUUAAGAAAGCAGGACUUCUCUCUCGCCAGUCAGUUUAUCUUGCUAGGGAAGUGUUUGGUGUCAAACAUCCCAAAUACUCAGAUGCUUUAAGUGAUUACGCAUUUUUUCUUCUGAACUUCGACCUUGUUCGACCAAGCGUUGAUGUAUUUACGAUGGCACUGAAAAUCCGACAGGAGUUAUUUGGAGAAAAUAAUCUUCAUGUUGCUAUAGCUCAUGAGGAUUUAGCGUACGCUCUGUAUGUUCACGAGUACAGCUCUGGCAGGUUCGGACUGGCUAGGGAACAUGCAAAUAUUGCAAUCCAGAUAAUGCAGAACAUUCUCCCAGAAGAUCAUCUGAUGUUGGCAUCAGUGAAGAGGGUCAAAGCUCUGGUCUUGGAAGAAAUAGCACUCGAUGGACUUUUAUCCAGUUCUGGUAUGCAGGAAUUACUAGCUGAAGCAGAAGAGCUUCAUUUGUCAGCGUUGAAAUUAUCCCUUGCUACUUUUGGUGAAAAGAAUGUGCAAACUGCUAAACACUUUGGGAAUCUGGGCCGUCUCUACCAGAGCAUGAAGAAGUUUGAAGAAGCAGAAACAAUGCAUUUAAAAGCAAUAGCCAUAAAAGAAGAGCUAUUAGGAGAAGAUGAUUAUGAAGUUGGUUUGUCUAUAGGUCAUCUUGCUAGCCUGUAUAAUUAUCACAUGAAGAAGUACAAAAAAGCUGAAGCACUUUACAAGCGAUCUAUUGAUAUCAGUUUAAAGCUGUUUGGUGAAAGUUAUUCCGGCCUAGAAUAUGAUUACAGAGGUCUCGUGCAUGUAUAUCAUGAACUUAAAGAAGUUGACAAAGUUGCUGACUACACAUACUUAUUGAACAACUGGAAACUUCAUAGAGAUAUCACUUCCCAGACAGAAUAUGAACCUAUUGACACCGAUGGUGAAGUUCUUUCAAUAAGUGAUAUCACAGCACAGUUUUUCCAGCCUAACUGAAUGAGGUGUCAUGUUUGAGUGUAAUACUCUAUCAAAAAAAUUAACCUCCUUUCAUAGGAAGGAGCAUUGUGCCACAGCUUUAAGUGUUUUGUGAUUCACACAGAAUUCACAAGUACCUGGACACAGAGUAUAUACUGCCAUUCCUUCACAUGUGCAUUAUGUGGAUAGAUAGCUUUGUCCUCUUUUUUUUUUUUUUUUUAAUUUAAACGAACAUGUUUUAUGUUGUUUUGUAUUAUUUUAAAAUGUUUACUUUUUUAUGUUAAUUGUGGCAAAGAUACUCCAUUCAAAGCUUGCUGUCAAGUUAUUGUUAAUAACAUUGGUAGUAAUCUGUUACACUUAGGCGCUGGUGUCGUACCCCACGUUAUGUAUGUUGUUGUUUUUUAAAAUUGUCGUGUACAUACUUGAGAAUGUUUAAUGUUGUGACAGUUGUCUGCAACUCUUUGCAUUUAUAUAAUUUCAUUUGUGAAACGCUGUAUAAAGAAUGCCAGUAAUAUUUGCUGGUUUUUUACUCUUAGUUGUGAUGUUUUAUAUCUUUUAAUAUGUAAGAUGCAUGCUAGUCAAUAGUUCAUUUUGAGAAAACAUGUGUCCAGUAUUGAUGUGAUGUGCACAAGGAGCCAUGAAAUAAUGUCUGUGGAUGGUACUUCCCUUUUAUAUAAAUUAUCUGACCAAGGCAGAGUUGUGACAUUUCAUUUCAUGUUUGAGUUCAUUAUUAUAGUGAAAUUUUAUUUCCAUCUUGUUCUCCCUCUCCACGUCUCUCUCUUUUGUUUUCCUCACCUCCUGUCUGCCUUUAAAACCCUAUCCCCCCACCCCCUUUAAAAUUAACUUAUUUGCAAUUUUUGACUGUUUUUAGUAAAUAAAAGAAAACUUGAAGUAACAAUAAAAUUCAGCAUAAAGGAUGUAACCAUGACACCUGAUACAAACAUUUCAAACAAAUGCCCUGAACUAGAGUCCCUGUAGGGAUUUUAUGGAUUCAUCUCUACGGUGAAUGUUGAUAAGUCUUCAUUCCAGAACUACGAAUCAUGUCAUAGCCGUACUUCCAUUAUUUAAGUAUGUAUACAUUGUCUACAUUUACGGAAACUGAUUGUUAGUCUCUUCUUCAUUGCAGAGUAAUUUGCCAUGAAAAUACCAGAGCCAAAAUUAGGAGCUUUUGUAGUUUGGUAGAGCAGACUGUGAACAGCUACCUAUUGUUUUUUUCAGUUGUUUGUGGUUGAGUUAACAGUGUCAUUUCACAAUUUUUAGUAAUUCCAUGACUAAAGUUUUGGUCGUGGGCCUGCAGUAAGAAUUAUUACUGCUUUACAUCUUCAUUUUAUGGCAUAACCAUGUCUGCUAUUUAUUGCGUGCAGUCAUCAUGGCGGCCAUUCUCUUCUGUGGAGAGAAUUUGUACAUUCUCAUGUGUUUUAACGAUCACCUUUUUGUCAGCUUUGUUUAAAUUGAAAAAUUUAAUCAUCGUGUUUCAUUGAUCAACAUGGACAACUGUUUUCUUCAGUGUCAUCCAUUUUAAUAAGACCUUUGUUCCAGAAGUAAAUUUAUCAACUUCACAGUAGUUGUACCAAUAUUUUUUCUAGUAAAUGAAUAAAUUCUGAAAUAUCAUUAAAUGGGGUGGAGUUUCUAGUACUUGUGCCAGUUCAGGAGAUGUCUAAGGUUCGAACAUUUAAUGAAGGACAUGGAAAAACUGUUGAAAGUAUUUCUAUAGCAAUGAUAUUUGCAGAGGAUCGUGGGAAUUGCCCAUUCAGGAGGUCGUGCAGUGCAAAAAGAGUUGAAUUUUAACCAAUGGUCAGACUUUUUGCAGCAACUGCAGCUCCUAAUUGUGUUUGGUUUUGAUUCUUGUUAUGUCUCUUAAUUCAUUAGUGAGACACAAAUUUCCAUGCAUAUAUGAUGCAAGCAUAUGCACACUGCCAUACCCAAAAGGAAUGGAGGGAACUUGUAAAAGAAAAGAAUUUCAUAUGAAGCAGUAAUAACAAAAUUG
Schistocerca nitens (vagrant locust) is the source of this 3805-nucleotide messenger RNA. RefSeq names its product amyloid protein-binding protein 2 (gene Pat1). Bases 70 to 1839 code for a protein of 589 amino acids. Lineage: Eukaryota; Metazoa; Arthropoda; Insecta; Orthoptera; Acrididae. The transcript is spliced from 11 exons. Gene Ontology annotation, molecular function: protein binding. The record is from RefSeq and is a predicted model, not a curated record. Gene Ontology annotation, biological process: intracellular protein transport.